AACAUUAAUCUGUUCACAAACUAUUAUUUUGAAAUGAGACCUACUUAGAAUUUAGAUCUAUCUAGAGAUUCAAAGUAAAAGCCAAAUCUAUCUAGAUUAUUCUAGAUCUAUAUUGUAGAAUCAAAUCACACUGUAAUAAUUUUGAAGUGAUGCUUAGUAUUUAACAAUGGCUGUCCCACCACCUGACCAGAUUUGUGUUAUGGACCAGCCAAUGACAGAUGGAGAAGUCCCAGCUGCACGAUGUUUAAACCACUGUCUUUCUCCAACAUCUUUAGCCCUACGACUAGAGAGUGAAGAGGGCAUAGACUGUUAUGGAAAUGAACGUGAAGCACUCACAGAGCAAGGAAGAUUUUACAACAAUAAACUAUUGAGUGAUAUCACACUACAGGUGGAGAAUGAGAAAUAUUUUGCUCACAAGUUAGUCUUAGUUAGAGCAUCUCAGGUCUUUGAGAAGAUGCUAACCAGUCGACAGUGGGAGACUUACAAAGAAAAAGAAAUCAAACUGGUUGAAGAUGGCGUGUGCGUUGGUGUUUUCCCAAGAUUCCUCAACUUUUUAUACAGCUGUCAUAUCAAACUGAAUAUUGAAAAUACUCUGCCAGUUCUUAUUUUAGCUGACAAGUACAAUGUCAUUGAUUUGCGCAAUGUUUGCCUAGACUUUGCUUGUUACUACAUCAUACCUAAGGUGCAGCUAAAAGAUGUGUUUCACGUCUGGUUUCAGUACGCUACUAAAUGUUACCAUCACCAGUUGACCAGAGCUUGUGUUCAGGCACUGGCGUUGAAAAUGGAUGAAAUAAUUAACAGUGCUGAAUGGGAGGCAGAAUGGCUCAGUCUAGAUAAAGAACAACUGAUUGAAAUCAUGAGCUCUUCCUGUCUCGUCAUCAAAGAUGAAUAUGACCUUUGGCAGGCUGUCAUGAAGUGGCUGUCUGCCUACAAAGACUCCAAGCAUUUAAAUAACCAACAGUUUGAAGUUGUCCUGACCAGUGUGUUACAAACUGUAAGACUACCAAUGAUGACGCCUGACCAGUUAACGCAGUUGGAAUCUCUGAGCUUAGUGGAGCAGCACAAAGAUAUCUUCCAACCGCCUUUACUGCUGGCUUAUAAAUAUCAUGCCCUACCACUGUCAACACGUGCUCGGACAAAGGAGUUCACCACAAGCUCUUUCCUCUUGAGAAACUACACCAACCUUCGGUGGGACAAGAGAAUAAUCAUUCCACGUCUGUCAAGUGUGCAAAAAGGCACAGAGGUUGGGGUGAGAUUCUCCACCAGGGCUUCCUCCUUCCCUGCUCAGACCUGGGACUGGGAGUUGAAGGUGUAUCCAAAAGGCUCCACAAACAGCCCUGAAGAUUUCAGAAUAUUGCUGUAUUCCAAUGUUAUCCUAGAACAGCCGAGGGCAGUGGAGUACUACCUGGCCAUCGCUAAUGGCCAACAGCUGCUGCAUUCUGUGUGCGGGAAAAAGAACUUCUCCAAGGCUCGCUACUCUUCCGAUACAGAGAUGGAUAAGAAAGUUACAGUAAGUGAAGUGUUUCAGCAACAGUCCCCCUUUGUUGUUGAGGACUCGUUAAUCUUGCAGAUCAGUUUGAAGCCAGCUGAUUAAGCUCUAUACAGAGUUAAAAUGGGUGCUAUUUCUGUCAAAUUAGAGUCAAGACACAAUUAACAUACUUUGGGAGCUAGUUAACAUUUUUAAAACAAUAUUUUGACUGUUUGGGCUUCCUUUCAUAAUUGAUUCAAAACAUCAUGUCCAAAAAAAAAAUAAAUAAAUAAAUACUGCAAUUGUUAAUCUUAUGAUUUUGAUUGUGAACUUUAACUUGCACCAAACUGAUUCAUUUUCUUAUUUAUACUUCUCUACUAAACAGUGCUUUUCACAUAGUGCAUAGUGUUGUUUUUUUAUUAUUUUUAUUCUGAUUUGUAAUCAUUUUUUUUUCCAAAGAAACUUGUUUAUAAAAAACGUUUUUCAAGAAAUGUAUUUAUAAUUAUAGUUUAUAUUUAUUUAAGAGGAUUGUAUAAUAAUAGCUUACAGAUUUAAUAGAAUAGAAAUUACAAAUAAUAGAUUUUUUCUUAUGAUUCCAUUAAUGGGUCUACAUGACAUGACUUGUUUUCAAAUUUUUUUUUUCACUUAAGUUUCAAGCUAUAAAAAUCAAAUCUAUACAGGGCUAAUUUAAGCGCACAGUUUAUUUAUUCAUAUAGAGCUCUUUAUAAUUGCAAGCUACUGCAUCUAUAUCAAAAUAUAAAUACUGUAACUUGUUCCUUGUACAGGUUUUAUUUAUACUACAUACUUAUGUUGUUGUUUUGGUGAUACAAAAGCUGUACUUGUCAUGAGUCAUUGGGUAUUUAUGUGUGAUAGUUUCCUCAUCACAUUUAUCUCCACUUGUGCAAUGGUAUAGUCUCAUUCUUUACACUUUGUGUGUUUGUGGAUCCUUUACAACCAUGGAUACAUUCAAACAAAAUCUCUUCUCAAUUUAUGACAAUGUCAACAUGUAUAUUGGCCACGUUUUACAAAUAUGUUUGAAACGUAUACUUUUUACCUUUUUUGUUCUUGUCUACCAAAAACAAUUUUUAUACAUUCUAUAUUUUUUUAUAUUCAGCUGACCUUUGAUGAUAUUAAAUUCUUUUUUUUUUUUUUUUUUAAAUAUGUGAUUGACAAAACAUUUCAGCUUUCUGCAAAAAAAAAAAAAGACCAAAUAAAUGUUUAUGCUGCAGGUCAGCUAAAUUAAAUUGCAGAGCUUUAUGUCAUAGUAUUUUUGCACUUUUGCAUCAGGUUAUGUAUUCUAUACAAUGUUUGAUGAAUGGAUUAUCAUUGUAGCUGUUGAUAUCAAACUGAGGGUUUACACAAUUCAUGCUUUCAAUAUUUAUGGGGCAAUUGUUGUAUUAUAUUCUUUAAAAAAAGCUUUUUUUCUUUGUAUAACUCCUGCUAAGCCACAAUGAUUUAAUAUUUCACAUCACUGUUUCAAGAUUAAAGUUUCUCCUGCAAGUAAUUUUUAUUAAUUUACAAAAUUAAUGUUUCACAUUCACAAUCUAGUCUACCAAUCAGAAAAUGUUGAUGUUGCAAUAAAAAAACAAAUAAAGAAUAAAUAUUCUAGUUUGUAAUUCACCAUAGAUUUUUAAAAUAAAAAUUAAAGCAAUAAUGCAAACAAGGACUUUUUUUUUUUCUAGUUGGACUGAUUUUUAAUUUUUAUUUUAGAAACAUAAGUUUCAAAAUGUAUAGACUUUUCAAACAUUAUUACCUGACUUAUUUCUAAAGUCUCAGUUCAAAAAAAUGUCUCAAACAUCUAAUCAUCACAGGAUGAACCUCCUGGUUAAUAGAUUUUUUUUUAGCCAAGAUAAUUUAGCAGUAAAGAAAGAAGUUUGUUAUAUAUCAUUGGAUAAGUUCUUCAGUAUCAAUGAAAUUUAUGUUUUGCAUUCCUUCUCUUUUUUAUCUUCAAUUUCAUUUAGCUUUGGUUGAAAGAUUCUGUUUUAUGGCAACUUGGAUAUUGACAUUUAAAUAUCCAGAGUGUUGUAUUAAGUACAAUGUUCCUUUGUUUACUUUUUCUCUUUAUGCCUGUAUAUUCAUUUUUGUUCAAUAUGCUUUGGAUAACAAUUAUUAUCUAUAUUAGAAUGGUUGGAAAGUGGAUGCAGUCAUAAAAAGAAAAGUAAAGUUUCCCUUUCAGACCUUGUGGUCUAUAGGGCAGAUACUGUAAAGGUCAUCUUUUUCUGUGGCCUACGGUUAACAAGGGUGUCAUGUGGCCAGUACAAUGACCAACUGCCUUUACUUUUCCCCAACUUAUGUCAGAGACCUUUUAGAGCUGGGUGGAUUCAGAGGUGCCUGAAGAUCCCGAAAUUAAAACUCCCAGGAUUUGGUCCGCGGUUCGGAAGCCAAGCACUUUACCACUCAGCCACUGCACGUCCUGGAUGCAUUUAUACAGAUUGCAUAUCUAGUAUAGUGAAUCUGCCUUUUGGAUGUUAUUGUCUAAUAACUUCUGCAACUUUGCCUGUUUGAGAUAAUUGUUUUGGUCUUCAAAGCAUUGUGUUUGCAUGUUUUGAUCAAGUUCUUUUACUUUGUAUCAUUAUUUGGAUGUUUAUUCAGUCGACUCUAUGACUGUUUACCACUGAGUACAUUUUGGAUGUUCAAAGUCAAAAUUGACAUUUUCUUUCAAAUGUUUUUGUUUAUGAUUCUAUUUUUGGUGGUUAGCUUUGGUUGUUGCCUUUGUUUUUGUUUUUUAAUUCUGUAAAUAAAACAAGUCUUUUUUUUUUUUUUGUCAGUUUAAAUUUAAAUCCUUUUUUUUUAAUUGUCUAUUUAAGUGAUGACCUAGUUUGUUUGUUUUGCUUAGUUUUUUUCAUUAAGGUACAGUCUUUCUUUCAUUAAUUCUGUCAAGUAUUGCUGUAUUUUGUCAAAUUUACAUUUUCAUGUAAUUAGAUAAUUUAUUCUUAAUGGAUUAAGUCAUUUUUAUUCAUUAUCAGCAACAACUUACAUUCUAACUAAGAAAAAAGAGUACAUGUACCUAAAGCAUGUCCACAACUGUGAAACUUUAGAUUUCUAGACACCUGUAAUUUCUUAAUCCUUGCUCAAAUUAUCUAGAUUUCUGCAGCAGUAUCUCUGUCCUAUUAUUGUAGUGAUAUAACAAUAGAGGUCAAAGUUUAUAUUUAAUUUUGUGGACAGCUGAGUUUCUCUCUCUUUUUUUUUUUUACGCAAAACUUAUUCAUUACAUCUGUGGUUUUAAUGAAAAAAUAUCUUUAAUUACCCAGUUAUUCCUGUAACCCCAGGGUAGCAUAGGGCUGAAACCAUACCUCUCCAUAUUAGUCUACGCAAUCUUAAAUGGUGAUACAUAUAGGUGUUAAACAUUUAGUGAUAACAGCACAUUUAUUAAUACUGGUUCUUUAGCACAUAGAAGUAAUUACAUACAUGUACUCUUAUUUUACAUGUAUUUUAGUAACACCUUAAGCUGGAUCUUUCAGCAGAACUUGUACACUGUAUUCAAAUGUUAUGUUGUUAUUUUGGAGCAUAUCUAAUUGUCUCACUUUUAAAAUGGUAAAGCCUUUUUCAUUUGGCAGUUUUAAAAAUACUGUAGACAUUUUGUUUUGUUGCUUUCUGAUUUAAAUUUGAUUGGAUUUACACAAUUGACAUUCCUUUUUAAUCUUUGUGAAUAAACGUGGGGAAAUUGA
Messenger RNA from Biomphalaria glabrata, 5136 nucleotides. RefSeq names its product BTB/POZ domain-containing protein 17-like. NCBI's taxonomy places the organism in Eukaryota, Metazoa, Mollusca, Gastropoda, Planorbidae. Gene Ontology annotation, molecular function: protein binding. Bases 167 to 1594 code for a protein of 475 amino acids. The record is from RefSeq and is a predicted model, not a curated record. The transcript is spliced from 8 exons.